Molecule: messenger RNA, 5932 nt
Organism: Menidia menidia (Atlantic silverside)
Lineage: Eukaryota; Metazoa; Chordata; Actinopteri; Atheriniformes; Atherinopsidae
Source: the annotation of a GenBank genome assembly
CACUUGUUGUCAGUUUUUUUCUCUGUUGCUACGUUUCUUUGCUAUUCAGCGCCAUGUUUAGAUAAUAUUAUUUAAUAAUAAUGAGAGCUUAAAACGUAAAUAAUUCGGUUACCUGUCUGCCUUGCAAGAUGUCUUCAAUAAGCACCUCAAGCAAGCUAAAUGUUUUGGUCAACAAGCUUCAUGAGUAUUUGGCGCAUUCCAACGUUGAAGACAGCAACGGUGCACCGACAUCUGAGCAAACCGAUGGCCAGACAAACAGGACCUGCUCUGUGGGAAGGUCAGCAGGCCAUACCCUGACAGAGGCAGGUUUGGACACGAGAGGUUCAAGGAGAAAACCUUCAGUUGUCAUGAAGCACUCCGGACUGGAUGAAUCUGGAGAGUCUAAUGCAAGUGAAGACCUGGAUUUACAUGUAAAUGCAAAUGGUCAUCUUGACGUCACCAGCUUGCCUAAAGGCACAGUGCUGGUCAGACCUGAAGCAGCUGACAAUGGCAGAGACGACUUCAGGGGUCCAGAGUUUCGCACCAGGAAACCAAACGUGCUCCGGAAAGAAUUUUCAAAGCGGCGUGGAGGACACGAACACGUGGGAAUCGUGUGCUGCACUUCAUGUGGCCGACAGGUCAACCACUUCCGCAAAGAUUCCCUUUAUCGGCACCCGGUCCUGAAAGUGCUUAUCUGCAAGGCCUGCUACAAAUAUUACUCGAGUGAUGACAUCAGCAAAGACGGAGACGGAAUGGACGAGCAGUGCAGAUGGUGCGCGGAGGGAGGGAACCUCAUCUGUUGCGACUUCUGCAGCAACGCCUUCUGCAAGAAGUGCAUCCUGCGAAACCUGGGCAGGAAGGAGCUGUCCGGCAUCCUGGAGAGCAAGUGGUACUGCUACGUGUGCAGCCCCGAGCCGCUCUUCGACCUGGUGGUGGCGUGCGACGGCGUCCUGGAGAACAUCGAGCGGCUGUGGCACCACCAGCAGCGGAGGAGGAACCGGGCGGAGCCGGGGAAGGCGGAGCUCUACCGCAUGCUGCCGCACUCCCCGCAGAACAUCCCCCUGGACAAGUGGGACCACACCGGCAUGGACGGGAACGUGGUCUUCAACUACAACACCCUGCAGGUCUCCAAGGACGUCACCAAAAAGGCCAAACACCUGGUGGACUCCACCAACGCUCUCAAUCAAACGUUCCUCAGCUUCAUCGACGGCGUGACGGCGAACAAGCGGGCGGAGAGCGUCCGGGCCCUCUAUUUGAACUCUUUCAUGGCCGUGGUCAAAGGCUUGAGGAAGUCCCUCUCGGCUCUGGAGGACAGCCUGAAGGAGGAGUUCAGUGACUUGGACCUGUCGGGGAAUUGGGAGAAAAUCCUGAACAGCGACUUCGACGCUCUUUUGACGGAGUCGGACGUGGAUCUGCAGCUCUCCGACGCCCGGAGCAUGAGCCGCCUGCAGAAGCUGGCGGGCGAGCACUUCGAAGACAACGACUCCGACUCGAAGGGCUACGCCGAGGGCAGGGGUCCGCGCAGCAGCCGCCUGCUGGGGAAGGAAGCGGACCCGGGCGCCCUGGAGGCCGGGCCGGGGGCGGGAACGGCGGGCCAGAAGCCCUCGGAGAGCCAGGUGGACAUGACCAAGAAGCUGGUGGUCAAACUCACGCCCGUCGCCAUGGAGACGGAGCCCUCGCCCGAGGACCCGAAGGCGGAGGAGGACGCCCAGAAGAAGGAGAAGAAGUCGAAGGGAAAGCAGGGAGCCAGAGAGGAGGAGCCUCAGGGGGACGGCGAGGGCGUUGCCAUGGCGCUCCUUUCGCCGGACGAGGAACAGGGAAACCGGCGCUCCCCCCGGGUUAAGACCACGCCCCUGCGGCGGCCCAGCGACGUCAUCGCCAAAACGGCGCUCUCUGCGGGGGACAGCGACAGCGACUCGGACCCCGAGGAGGAGACGCCCCGCGGCGAGGAGGCCGCCAACCCCGAGGAGCGAAGCCCCGGCGGGGCCAGGGACGACUCGGACUCAGACGAGGUCCCCGCCGCCCUGCUGGAGCGGGCCGCCCUCACCCAGAGCUCCGACGAGGAGGAAGAGGAGGAAGAGGAGGAGGAGGAGGAGGGAGGAGAGGCCUCGUCGCCCAGCAAGGUGGCCAAGAAAUGCCUCUUCUGGCUCACCAAGACCAGCCCCAUGUCCCCGGAGAAGAUGCGGAGGAAGCGCAAGAUGCUGGACCGCUCCUCCGAGUCGGAGUCCAGCGCCCGAGGAGCCGCGGCGCGGCCGGGAAGCGGGACGGAUUCCUCCAGUGACGACCAGGAGGCCAAACAGACCAUCCAGCACCUGAGCACGGUCAGGUCCAUAGCCAAGCCCCACAUGGUGAAACGAGAGGAGGAGGGAGUGGCCAGGAAGCAGAGGAGGAUGCAGGCCGGGAAGGCUAAGACGAAAUCCCCCCAGGAGGCCUCGGAGUCGUCUUCCUCGUCCAGCGAGGAUGAGGGAGACGACGAGUCCGGGAGCGACGGGAGCGAUCAGAAGAUGAAGCCAAUCACGGACAACGUGGCGUCACUGGGAGUGGCCGCUUUCCACCAAUCAUCAGGCGAUGAUGAGCAGUCUGGGCCCUCGUGGGCAGCAGAAGAAGAUGACGAUCCAGAAAAUAGAAUCGCUAAGAAAAUGCUAUUGGCCCAAAUUAAAGCCGACUACUCCUCGGCUGAUGAUAUUUCUUCGGACGAGGAAACGCAGGAGGAUGACUCCGAGUCAGAAGGUGACAAGGAGGCCGAAAAAGCCAACGGGGAUGAAGCAGCAAAUCAAAAUGGGGAGGAUCCGGCCUCGGAGUCGCCCGACAAAAAGCCCGAGGAUCCGGCGUCCAGGCACCAUCUCCUCCGCCGAAAACUCACCUUAGAGGAGGCGCCGGCCUGUGAGGGCGAGGGAGGAAAGCAGGAGGCCAAAGGGAGAGCCAAGAGGAAACGGCAGCUCUCCGAAAGCGAAGGCUCCACCAAACAGGACGACUCGGCCAUGAGUGACCAGCUCAGCCAGUCGGAGGAAGAUGAGGAACCUCAGAGCAGAUUAGAGACAAACGAAGCCAAAGAAACCUGCAGUCCUGAACUGAAGAGAGAAGACUCCUACAUCUGGUUGUCUGACUCCAGCAGUGAGAAGAGUGACCGGGAGGAGGCCGUGGGAGAGAGCAGCGAGGGCAAAGGAACCCCCAAAGGACGCAAGAAGAUCCGCAAAAUCAUCGACGACGGGAGUCUCCGCGCCGAGACGCAGGAGGCUCUCAGGGAGGAGGAGGAGAGACGCAAACGCCUGGCGGACAGGGACCAACAGAUGGAGGACAGGAGGGAGAUCAUUGUCAUAGAGGACGAGCUGUCCCAGGUCCGGUGUCCCGUCACAACCAAGCUGGUCCUGGAUCAGGACGAGGGGACCAAGGUGCCUCUUGUCCAGGUGCACAGGAACCUGGUGAAGAUACUGAAGUCUCACCAGGUGGAUGGUGUGCAGUUUAUUUGGGACAGUUGUUGUGAGUCUGUAAAGAAGGCCAACUCUUCUCCAGGAUCAGGCUGUAUUCUGGCACACUGCAUGGGCCUCGGAAAGACUCUUCAGGUGGUAGCGUUCCUGCACACGGUGCUGCUCUCACCAAACCUACACUUCAGAACGGCCCUGGUCGUGUGCCCUGUGAACACCAUCCUCAACUGGGAAAGCGAGUUCAAGAAAUGGCAAAAGGACCUGGGAAAAGACAAAGUCAAGGUUACAGAGAUGGCGACGAAAAAGGUGGCGUUCGAUCGAGUCAGAGCUCUGCAGAUUUGGCAGCGGGACGGGGGGGUGAUGAUAAUGGGCUACGAGAUGUACCGCAUCAUGUCCGAAGCCCAUAAAGGCCAGCGGGACGAGUGGAAGAAGGAGCUGAAGAGCGCCUUAGUGGACCCGGGCCCAGACUUUGUGGUUUGUGACGAGGGACACAUCCUUCGCAACGAAGCCACCAAUACCGCCAAAGCGCUGAACGCCAUCAAGACCCGGAGGAGAGUGAUGCUGACCGGCACCCCGCUUCAAAACAACCUCGUAGAGUACCACUGCAUGGUCAACUUCAUCAAGAAGAAUCUCCUGGGCUCGCUGAGGGAAUUCCGAAACCGCUUCAUCAACCCCAUCCAGAACGGCCAGUGCGCCGACUCCACCCCCAAAGACGUCAGGAUCAUGAAGAAGCGAGCGCACGUGCUCCACGAGGUGCUGGCUGGAUGUGUGCAGCGUCGGGAUUACUCCGAGCUGACCCAGUUUCUGCCCCCAAAACACGAGUACGUGCUGGCCGUGAGGGUCUCCCCCCUCCAGUGCAAGCUGUACCGCUACUACCUCGACCACGUCACAGGUGAGGGCUCCCUGCUCAACAAACCAAAGCAGAGGGCCGGAGCAAACCUGUUCAAGGACUUCCAGGUCCUGGGUCAGAUCUGGACUCACCCGUGGUGCCUUCAUCUCAGCCACCUCAGAAAAGUCAACAAGAAACGUCCGGAGAAGAAGGGCCGAGCAGCCAAAUGGAGAAACGUGGAAACCAUCGUGGCUGACACCGGACAGAAAGCGAAGGAAGGAAACGAAGCGAACGGCAGCACAAACAACGCGGUGGAUACGGUUGCCCUCGGAGACGGUACAGAGGCGGGGGCUUCCGCCACAGGCCCGAGGCCUCCCAACCCGGACGAGCUCUGGUACAAGAAUCUGCUCUCUGGGAGUGACAUCACCAUCAUGGAGCAUUCUGGGAAGAUGGUGCUGCUGUUCGAGAUCCUCCGGAUGGCGGAGGACCACGGGGACAAAGUGCUCGUGUUCAGUCAGUCCCUGAUCUCAUUGAACCUCAUCGAAAAGUUCCUGGAGGCCGCUCACAAAGGCAGAGCCGGUCUGUCGCUCAAAGCGGGCAGCUGGAUCAAAAACGUAGACUACUAUCGUCUGGACGGCUCCACCAAUGCUAUGAUAAGGAAGAAAUGGGCGGAGAAGUUCAACAACACCGCCAACGGCCGUGGCCGGUUGUUCCUCAUCUCCACCAAAGCGGGAUCCCUCGGCAUCAACCUGGUGGCUGCUAACCGGGUCAUCAUCUUUGACGCGUCGUGGAACCCGUCCUACGACAUUCAGAGCAUUUACAGAGUCUACCGCUUCGGACAGCUCAAGCAGGUGUUCGUGUACCGCUUUUUGGCUCAGGGCACCAUGGAAGAGAAGAUCUAUGACCGGCAGGUGACCAAGCAGUCGCUGUCGUACCGGGUUGUGGACCAACAGCAGGUCGAGAGGCACUUCACUCUGAUCGAGCUGACCGAGCUCUACGCCUUCGAGCCGGACCUGCUGGACGACCCCAACUCCAAGAAGAGCAAGAGGUGCCCCCCUCUGUUACCAAAGGACAGCAUCUUGGCGUGCCUGCUGGAGACCUGUAAGGACCACAUCGUGUCCUACCAUGAGCACGAGUCCCUGCUGGACCACAAGGAGGAGGAGGAGCUCAGCGAGGCCGAGCGCAAAGCCGCCUGGGCCGAGUACGAGGCCGAGUCCAACACCACCACUGCCCCGGGCAGCACCAGCCAGGACGAGUUGAAUCAAAAAACCAACGAGCAGCUAUUGGAACUGCUGAACAAAAGCAGAACCAACGUAUCGGUGGCCUUCCUCACCCUGCAGAAGAUGAAGCUGAACCCCAUCGAAGAGUACAAGUUACGACUGCGGCAGCAGUACCCCCUCCUGGCCGAGGCAGACGUCCAGGCCAAAGCUGAGAUCUGGAAGGAGUACGACGAUAAGCGGAAGCAAAUCACGCAAACCUUUUACCGGGACGCGCUCCACCAGCAGCGAUCCCUCACGUUCAGAAUCCAGGGGAUCCUGAACAGCCGCAGAAAGCAGGAGAUGCACACGGCCGCCGCCGCCAAGCCUCCCGAACAGACGGCGUGAGGUUUACCGCGACCUCGUCUCUCCAAAUCUGAACUUCUGAGAAGGAAAAUGGCUCCUGGCGUCUCAUGUGUCCACAGCAGCUUGUCGUCGUCGUC